This is a messenger RNA of Arachis duranensis, 966 nucleotides long. RefSeq names its product ABC transporter G family member 9-like. Bases 1 to 966 code for a protein of 321 amino acids. The record is from RefSeq and is a predicted model, not a curated record. Gene Ontology annotation, molecular function: ATP hydrolysis activity; ATP binding; ABC-type transporter activity. Lineage: Eukaryota; Viridiplantae; Streptophyta; Magnoliopsida; Fabales; Fabaceae. The transcript has 6 exons.
AUGGGGUUUCAGGAUUGUGCAGACACUGUGAUUGGGAACUGGUACUUGAGAGGGAUAAGUGGUGGAAAAAAGAGAAGGGUUAGCAUUGCCUUGGAGAUUUUGAUGAAGCCAAGAUUGCUCUUCCUUGAUGAACCUACAAGUGGACUUGACAGUGCACCAGCUUUCUUUGUGACUCAAACAUUAUGUGCCUUGGCAAGAAAUGAAAAAACCAUGAUAGCUUCUAUUCAUCAACCUAGCAGUGAAGUUUUCGAACUAUUUGGUCACUUGUACUUGCUUUUGGGGGGUAAAACUGUCUAUUUUGGCCACGCUUUUGCAGAAUAUGAGUUCUUUGCACAAGCUGGAUUUUCAUGCCCUGCUUUGAGGAACCCAUCAUCAGAUCACUUCCUUAGGUGCAUCAAUUCUGACUUUGACAAAGUCAAGGCCACUCUUAAAGGCUCCAUGAAACUCAGGGUACUAAGGAGAUUAUUGGACUUUGACAAGAAACUUCCUUCUCCUGAUGCUCUUCUCAUCAAUAGGCAAAGAGAUUCUGCUGUCUUUAUCGGUCAAGCAGGGAAGACUUACAAAUUCAGAGUGUCCAAUGUUAGGUUAACAACAUCAAUCAACUUCAGGAUUCAAGGCCACUCAUUGAAACUGAUUGAAGUUGAAGGUGCUCACACUUGUGUUCCUCUAUGCUCGCAUCGCCGUCGUGCUUGUCGCUGCUCACGCGCCGUCAUGCUCAUCACUGCUCGCAUCGCCGUUGUGCUUGUCGCUGCUCGCAUCACCGUUGUGCUUGACGCUGCUCGCAUCACCGUCGUGUUCGUCGCUGACUUGCAUUUCCUCAUCGUUGCUUCUGAAGUUGUGUUCCUCUCUGCUCGCGUCGCCGUCGUGCUUGUUGCUGCUCGCGCGCCGUCGUGCUUGUUGCUGCUCGCGCUCCUUCGUGCUUGUCGCUGCUCACAUUGUCAUCGUGUUCGUCACUCUGCAUUUUAA